This is a messenger RNA of Lolium perenne, 1599 nucleotides long. The record is from RefSeq and is a predicted model, not a curated record. Lineage: Eukaryota; Viridiplantae; Streptophyta; Magnoliopsida; Poales; Poaceae.
AUGCCGUUUGGUCUGAAAAACGCGGGUGCUACGUACCAGCGCAUGAUGCAGAAGUGUCUAGCAACACAGAUAGGCAAAAACGUACAAGUGUACAUUGAUGAUGUGGUUAUCACCACAAAGAGCGAAUCGUCCCUACUCGACGAUCUGCGAGAAAUGUUCGACAACCUCAACAGGUUCCGUAUCAAACUUAACCCGACAAAAUGCUCUUUUGGUGUUCCUGCAGGAGAACUUCUGGGAUACCUGGUAUCAGCAAGAGGCAUAGAAGCAAACCCCGAGAAAAUCGAGGCUAUCCUGACAAUGAAAAAGCCAACAAAGCUAAAAGAAGUCCAGCAACUAGCAGUACCACCAGGUGUUUUCUGGGAGGAAAUCAGUGAGCGGUCAAUAAAACCUAAAAAGAAAAAAUCAUCACAGAAGCAGAAGGGUGAGAAGCCGCAGGAAGAUUCGGGGGCUGCAUCGGCCACCGAGGCGAUAGAUUUAGAAGAGGAGGAGGAACACGAAGUAAUGAUGAUUGAAGCACCAUGGAUGCAAUCAUACUUAGCAUAUCUGGUAAAUAAGGAAAUCCCAGCAGAUCCAGUCGAAGCCCGUCGAGUCAUACGACGGUCAAAAGCUUUCACAGUAAUCAAGGGUGAACUAUACAAACGCAGCAUAUCGGGUGUCCUCCAACGCUGCGUCACACCCGAAGAAGGGAGAACCAUACUUAAGGACAUCCAUGAGGGCAUAUGUGGACACCACGCAAGCAGUCGAGCAAUCGCAGCUAAAGCCUUUCGGGUAGGAUUUUAUUGGCUCACAGCGGUCGAAGACACGAAGAACAUCGUGCGCACCUGCGACGCCUAUCAAAGAUUCGCAUCCAAACCACACGCUCCAGCAGCUGAGUUAACACCAAUUCCUUUGGCAUGGCCUUUUGCCCAAUGGGGGCUCGAUAUGGUGGGCAAGUUACAUAAGUCAUGGCCUGGAGGACAUGUUUACCUCCUGGUCGUAGUCGAUAGAUUUACAAAGUGGAUUGAAGCAAAGCCAGUAACUUCGGCAGAUGCAACAGCGACACUGAAUUUCAUCAAGGACAUCGUGUUCCGCUUCGGAGUACCAAACAGCAUAGUCACGGACAAUGGCUCCAAUUUCACAUCAAGGGAGUUCAAGGACUACUGUGAAGGGCUAGGAAUAAAACUUAACUUCGCAUCAGUUGCUCACCCUCAAACUAACGGUCAAGUCGAAAAAGCUAAUGGACUUAUCUGCAACGGCAUAAAGAAGAGACUACUUUCGCCACUCGAAAAAGCAAGGCACGCUUGGGUCGAUGAAUUACCCUCCGUGCUGUGGAGCUUACGCACAACUCCAAACGCGGCUCAAGAAACACCUUUCUUCCUGGUCCACGGCGCUGAAGCCGUGCUUCUAGUCGAACUAGAACAUGAUUCCCCUCGAGUCAUAGAAUAUGAAGAAGAAGCUUCACAAAAAGCUCUUGAAGAUGAUGUAGAUGCAGCCGACGAAGCAAGAGACGUUGUACUCUCCCGAGUAAAUGCAUACCAGCAGAACUUGAAAAAUUAUCAUAGUCAAAGACUCCAUCCCCGCUCUUUUGCGGCCGGAGAUCUGGUUCUUCGCCUCAAGUAG